Molecule: messenger RNA, 1249 nt
Organism: Suillus bovinus
Lineage: Eukaryota; Fungi; Basidiomycota; Agaricomycetes; Boletales; Suillaceae
Exons: 4
Coding region: 234-1193 (319 amino acids)
Molecular function (GO): protein binding
Source: RefSeq, a predicted model, not a curated record
UGGUCGGAAUGAUUCCUUGCCACAGCCCCAGUUUCAAUAUCACGACAUGGCUUAUCUUUCUGCGUGUCUCCUUCGCUUUGCAGAUACCCAGGUUGAUAUAAACAAAAGGGCCACGAGGUUGAUGAAGACACCAUCACAUGGGCCAGUUCGAUUCUCUUAACUUUCUCAGAGCCUCUGCAUCAUCCUACAAACACACCCCACAAAUCUCAAGUUUCAACUGAUCAUAAUCGCCAAUGGAAUUGCCAACUUGUGCUUCAGCCCCGUUCGAUCACGCUAAAGCAGACGUUAUCUUACGAUCAGCUGAUGGCGUAGAGUUUCGAGUUUUCACGCUCUUCCUCUCCCUUGCCUCUCCGUUCUUCGAAACAUUGUUUGGCCUCCCUCAGGCUCCUGACGGGGCUUCCGAUCAAGAGAUGAAGGAUGGCUUAGCAGUCAUUGCCAUGUCUGAGGACAGCAAAACUCUAGAUACAUUUCUCAGGUUUUGCUAUCCAUCGACGCUGGCGGAAGAUCCUUCUCUUGACAAUCUCACAGAGAUUCUCUCUGUACUCGCAGCUGCGAGGAAGUAUUCACUAGACCUGAUCGAGAGAAAAGUAUGUCAGGCUCUAGCGAAUCCCAAGGUUCUUGAGACAGACCCCCUUCGCUCCUUCGCCAUUGCGAGGAACGCACGGCUCAAGCAUGAAACCGUCACCGCUGCCAGAUACAACUUACGGCAACCUUUAAUCCCUGUGUUAUUUGCGGAGAUCAACCUGAUCACCGCAUCCGACCUUCUUGCUCUAGUAACAUACCACAAAAAAUGCAUCAUCUCCGUACAAGGCCUUAUGAAGGAUCUCAAAUGGAUGACGGAUCAUUAUGGCAAUAGAAAUGGCUGCAAUUGGCUGUCGAGUGGUGCCUACAAUGACUACAGUGGGGAAUACUGCAACUGCGGACAGGGUACCGACAACAGAUUUUUUCCUUGGGGCUCAAAUCCAGUUGCGUGGUGGACAACAUAUAUGCAGGAGGUAUAUGAGCUAUUACAGGAUAGCCCGUCUGGGAAUACUGUGAAGACGGCAGCGGACAGGACAAUCCAAAAGGUCAGAGGUGCAAACUGUAGUGUUUGCUCUGGCCGGGUGAAAGAAAACAUGACGGAGUUCAGCGACUUGCUUGCUCUAAAAAUCGAUGAGGCUAUUGCUCCGAUCGAGCUGGAGAUGGACUUCUGAUCGCAACUAUUCCCAUCCGUAAGGCAAUAUAUAAUACUAUAGUAAAACACUUAUUU